GGGGAAUUGGCAGAAUUCCCAGCCCUCCCCCAUCUCUGCAUCUCGUUACCGGUGUUCUUGUGCCAGCUUCCUUUAUUUCAGUGCUUCGUUCCUACGUCUCAUUUGAAUAAAUGAGGAAUCCAUUUACAACAACAUUUAAAUAUUCUAUUUAGGCAACGGAUUUGAGACUGCUUCAGUGUUGAAUUUAUAAAUUUGGGGUGACUGCUAAACUGGGUAAAGUCUUGACUUCAGUGUUUUGCUGUCGGCGUAUCGCACUGUUUGUUUAAUCCAUUGCUCCAGCUCUUCUGCCUGUGAAUAGUCCCCAGCUGUAGUGACUGACAUGGAUGAUCUUCCAACAAUUGAUGCUAGAAGACAAGAACUUCUGGAAGCUCGAUUUCUUGGUUCUUCAAGACAAGGUCAAACUGGAUCAGAAUCAAACAUGAGCGCUGGGUCAAUAGGUGGCAGUAGUGAUCGUGACAGUGCAUCGGGUUACACAUCAACUCCAGAAAGGCCGGAUAAGGAAAAAUCAGAAGGAGGAAGGAAGGGUAAAAAACGUAAAGCUGAUUCCUCUGAUCACAAAAAAAGUUCCAGCAAAAAAAUUAACGAUUAUUUUGGUGCCAGUUCAACAGUAAGUCCAUCUCGAUCGGGAAGACAGGAUCAUAUUAAUCUCUCUCCACAGACUGUGUUAAAAUCACCGACAUCUCAUAUCCAGCAGAACAGUAAUUCAAGUAAUAUUGAUUUUUCUGGAUUGUUGCAUCAAUAUCAUCAAAGAAAAAACACUAGUAGUAAAGUUGUGAAGAAUAAUCAAACUGACGUCACUAUGCAAGAUAUAGUGGAAUUGGAAAGCAGAAGUAGCUCUCUAGAAUCAAAACACGAUCGAAAAAUAGAAGAUUUGCUUCAUAAAAAUUCUAAUAUAGAAUGCCAACUCCAAGAAUUCAAAACCCUGGUACAACAUUAUACCGAUCAAUUAGAAAAGUGUAAAUUGGUAAACAGACGAUUACUAGUUGAAAAAACGAAAGCAGAAAAGAAGGAAGCUCGAAAGAAAGCUAUGGAAGGGAGACUGCGAUUGGGUCAGUUCACAAGACAAGGACACAGUUACCAAGAAACAUGGAUCAAUGGAUGGGCAUUCGCUGAUAUAGAUCGAAAGCGUGAAACUAUUAAUAAAGAGAAAGAAGAUAUAGAAAAGGAGAAAAAGAUAUUGAAUAAAAGAAAACCGACAAAUCUUCGAAAUAAACAAGCUGCAGAUACGGAAGGAACAUUUGUAAAACCAAAGGAAGUUCGAGAACAGUUCACAGUUCAGGAAUAUCACGAACGAGAUGAAGUAUUAAGACUUCGAUUGAAUGCAGUUCGGCGGGAUGAAACUGAUCUACAGUUUGAACUGGAAAGACUCGAACGUGAAAGAAGUUUACAUAUAAGAGAAUUGAAGCGAAUACUAAAUGAAGAUAAUUCAAGGUUUAAUGAUCAUCCAAUACUUCACAAUCGAUAUCUCUUGCUGAAUAUGCUUGGAAAAGGUGGAUUCAGUGAGGUUUACAAGGGUUUCGACUGUGAACAUCAACGUUACGUCGCAAUAAAAAUUCAUCAUUUAAAUCGAGAUUGGCAUGAACAAAAGAAAAUGGAUUAUGCUAGACAUGCUAAUAGAGAAGCAGAUAUCCAUAGAAGUGUUGAUCAUCCAAGAAUUGUGCGACUGUUUGAUAGAUUCGAAGUCGACAUUAAUACGUUCUGUACUGUCAUGGAAUAUUGUGAAGGAAACGAUCUCGAUUUUUAUUUAAAACAACAUAAAUCAAUGUCUGAAAAAGAGGCAAGAACUAUCAUAAUGCAAGUCGUGUCUGCUUUAAAAUAUUUAAAUACACUGGAAAGACCUGUGAUACAUUAUGACUUAAAACCAGGGAACAUUUUAAUGUGCGAUGGUGCUGUAUGCGGAAAUAUUAAAAUCACUGAUUUUGGUUUAUCUAAGCAAUUUGAUGAAGGUUUGAGUCCUCGUGAAGGAAUGGACCUCACAUCGCAGGGUGCUGGCACUUACUGGUAUUUACCACCAGAAUGUUUUGUUCGUGGACCUGGAGGACAUCCACCUAAAAUUGACAAUAAAGUUGAUGUUUGGUCUGUUGGUGUUAUAUUUUAUCAAUGUCUGUAUGGAAAGAAGCCAUUUGGACAUAACUUGACGCAGGAAGCGAUUUUAAAGCAAAACACCAUCUUGCGUGCAACAGAAGUUACCUUCCCACCAAAACCAUCUAUCAGCAAUGAAGCUAAGUCCUUCAUAAAAAGUUGUUUGAUGUAUCACAAAGAAGAAAGGUCCGAUGUGUUCGCAUUGGCAGGUCACUCUUAUUUUACUCCACCGCCUACAAGACGACAGACAGCCGUUUCCACAAAUGCUACAAAUGGGACCUAAUUCUAUGUUCUGCAUUCGUAUUUCCAUCUCUCGUCAAACAUUUAGAAGCCUUGAAACCUGUCACUGAUAAAUGAUGAACUCACAAUUCAAGGAAACUAUAUCAUGUGGAUUAGAGUAUUUUAAUGGUGGUAGAUGCUGAUCCAAUACUGACAUAACGAUCUGACAAAUUGGAUUUUUAACAAUAGCACAUACCAGUUUGCAGGCGGCAA
This is a messenger RNA of Styela clava, 2574 nucleotides long. Its product is annotated as serine/threonine-protein kinase tousled-like 1-B. The record is from RefSeq and is a predicted model, not a curated record. Gene Ontology annotation, cellular component: nucleus. Gene Ontology annotation, molecular function: protein serine/threonine kinase activity; ATP binding. Lineage: Eukaryota; Metazoa; Chordata; Ascidiacea; Stolidobranchia; Styelidae. Gene Ontology annotation, biological process: intracellular signal transduction; peptidyl-serine phosphorylation; chromosome segregation.